This is a messenger RNA of Magallana angulata, 1653 nucleotides long. Its product is annotated as tubulin beta chain-like. Gene Ontology annotation, molecular function: GTP binding; GTPase activity; structural constituent of cytoskeleton. Gene Ontology annotation, cellular component: microtubule; cytoplasm. NCBI's taxonomy places the organism in Eukaryota, Metazoa, Mollusca, Bivalvia, Ostreida, Ostreidae. The transcript has 4 exons. The coding region runs from base 103 to 1440 and encodes 445 amino acids. The record is from RefSeq and is a predicted model, not a curated record. Gene Ontology annotation, biological process: microtubule cytoskeleton organization; mitotic cell cycle.
AGAGAACUAUCAGAUGCUCAGAAUAAAUUAAGUCGGCUAGUACUAACCGGUGUGCAAAGCAGUGAACGAACAGCGCCCAUUUUGUCAUUACAGAAAAUCACCAUGAGAGAAAUUGUUCAUCUUCAGACUGGCCAAUGUGGAAACCAAAUUGGUGCUAAGUUUUGGGAGGUGAUCUCAGAUGAGCACGGCAUCGACCCAACAGGAACCUAUCAUGGUGACUCAGACCUGCAGCUCGAGAGAAUCAAUGUCUACUACAACGAGGCUACUGGAGGAAAGUAUGUCCCGAGAGCCAUUUUGGUUGACCUUGAGCCCGGUACUAUGGACUCUGUCAGAUCUGGUCCAUUCGGUCAGAUUUUUCGCCCAGACAACUUUGUGUUUGGACAGAGUGGUGCAGGAAACAAUUGGGCCAAAGGUCACUACACAGAGGGUGCUGAACUGGUGGACUCGGUUCUAGACGUAGUUCGUAAGGAGUCGGAGAGCUGUGACUGUCUACAGGGGUUCCAGAUGACUCACUCCCUGGGGGGUGGCACAGGCUCCGGAAUGGGAACACUCCUCAUCUCCAAGAUCCGUGAAGAGUACCCAGACAGAAUCAUGAACACAUUCUCAGUCGUCCCAUCACCAAAGGUGUCAGAUACAGUUGUAGAACCAUACAAUGCCACACUCUCUGUUCAUCAGUUAGUAGAAAACACCGACGAAACCUUCUGCAUUGAUAACGAGGCUCUGUAUGACAUUUGCUUCCGUACACUCAAACUGUCCACACCAACAUACGGUGACCUUAAUCAUCUUGUGUCAGCCACAAUGUCAGGUGUCACGACUUGUCUUAGGUUCCCAGGACAGUUGAAUGCCGACCUCAGGAAGCUAGCAGUAAAUAUGGUUCCCUUCCCACGUCUCCACUUCUUCAUGCCAGGAUUCGCACCCCUUACCUCUCGUGGAAGUCAGCAGUACAGGGCCCUGACUGUUCCCGAGCUCACACAGCAGAUGUUUGAUUCCAAGAACAUGAUGGCCGCCUGUGAUCCACGUCAUGGACGCUACCUCACGGUGGCUGCCAUUUUCAGGGGUCGUAUGUCCAUGAAGGAGGUCGACGAACAGAUGCUGAAUGUUCAAAACAAGAACAGCAGCUAUUUUGUUGAGUGGAUUCCCAACAAUGUGAAGACGGCUGUUUGUGACGUUCCCCCCAGAGGUCUGAAGAUGUCUGCCACUUUCAUCGGAAACAGCACCGCCAUCCAGGAGCUGUUCAAGAGAAUCUCUGAGCAGUUCACCGCUAUGUUCCGUCGUAAGGCUUUCUUGCAUUGGUACACUGGUGAGGGUAUGGAUGAGAUGGAGUUCACUGAGGCCGAGUCCAACAUGAACGACUUAGUGUCCGAGUACCAACAGUACCAGGACGCCACCGCCGAGGAGGAGGCCGAAUUUGAUGAGGAGGAGGAACAAGAAGAGAUGUAGAUGCCUCCCACGCCUCAGAUUAACAGACUAAGCAAAUGGACCAAUUCCUGUACAGCUUUAAAUAAUUCUCAAUGACAGUUUUCUAGUCACUGUGUUCUGUUUCUCUGUGAUCUUUCUGUCUUCCUUUCUAUCCGCCAUUUUUUGGAAACAUUUUUACUUUUGUUUAAAAUUGUUAAGGGCUUACAAUGAAUAAAUUGAUCAAAUUUUAUUUAA